AUGACGGAGGAAGAGCAAAGGAAAAAGAUCCCGUUGGUUCCAGAAAAUCUCCUGAAAAAGAGGAAGACUUAUCAGGCCCUUAAAGCCACUCAAGCAAAGCAGGCACUUUUGGACAAGAAGGAGCAGAAGAAAGGAAAACAGCUCAAGUUUAAGCGACUGGAAUGGUUCUUACAUGAUUCCUGGAGGCAGCAACGUGACAGGGUGCGCCUCAGACGACUAGAAGUGAAACCUCGUGGCCUGGAAGUGCCAGAUAAACAUUCCUUGGGUUUUGUUGUACGCAUCCAAAGGAUUAAUGGGGUGAGUUCACUGGUGCAGAGGACCAUUGCAAGGCUUCGCCUGAAGAAGAUUUUCAGUGUUGUCUUUUUCAGAGUAACCCCCCAGACCGUAAAAACGCUGCGUGUAGUGGAACCUUAUGUGGCCUGGGGGUUUCCAAAUCUGAAGUCUGUCCGGGAACUCAUCUUGAAACAUGGACAAGCCAAGGUCAAGAAUAAAACCAUCCCUUUGACAGAUAAUACAGUGAUUGAGGAGCACCUGGGGAAGUAUGGUGUUAUUUGCCUGGAAGACCUCAUUCAUGAAAUUGCCUUUCCAGGGAAGAAUUUCCAGGAGAUCUCUGCAUUUUUACGUCCUUUCCAUCUCUCGGUGGCCCGUCACACUACCAAGAAUAGAGUGGGCUUCCUGAAGGAGGUGGGCUUACCUGGCUAUCGAGGUGAAUGCAUCAAUCAGCUCAUUUGACAGUUGAAUUAAACCCAGCAUAUCUGAAAACACAGCACAUCAGUGGCACGUGUUUUGUCUCUUAGAAUUGUUACCAGUAUCUUCGAAGAAGACUAUUUUCUGUUAUAUCUUGAGAAACUAGAGGAAGGGUCAGGGAAAAAAUGAUGAUGAUCUGGCAGGCAUUUGUCAUCACAGCCCAGUUCCAAGGGAAAGUUCCAAUGUGUU
This is a messenger RNA of Lontra canadensis (Northern American river otter), 936 nucleotides long. RefSeq names its product 60S ribosomal protein L7-like 1. Gene Ontology annotation, biological process: maturation of LSU-rRNA from tricistronic rRNA transcript (SSU-rRNA, 5.8S rRNA, LSU-rRNA). The transcript has a single exon. Gene Ontology annotation, cellular component: cytosolic large ribosomal subunit. Bases 1 to 732 code for a protein of 243 amino acids. The record is from RefSeq and is a predicted model, not a curated record. NCBI's taxonomy places the organism in Eukaryota, Metazoa, Chordata, Mammalia, Carnivora, Mustelidae. Gene Ontology annotation, molecular function: RNA binding; structural constituent of ribosome.